AUUUGCUUUAUAGAGAGUAUGAUCUACUAUCUACCACCCAGUUCCAGCGGCUUUCGAUUGUCAUCCAUCGUCAAUUUCUUCAUCGUUCCCGCUACAGGUCUUCUCAAAGCAUUCGCGUACUUCAGGUACCUUGGCAGUGGUACCUACAUGCCAAGUCUCAUGACCAGCCCCGAGGUGCUCCUGCUGUUGUGCUCCUGCCAGCUGCUGAAACCCGUCCCUCUAGGCAGCCAUCGUCUUUCUGCCUGGAUUCACUUCAUUUUCCCUCCAACAAGAGCUGGCAAUACGCAGUCUCUGUGGUUUCAGGUAUCUUUCGGUGUACCUUUAUCUGUUGAGAAUAUGAAGAUGAGGGUGGAAAUUGGUACCAACAUGCCAUAUGAGAAGUCAGUCAAUUGGUUCCUUGCCAGAGAUGAUAACACUGCGACCUUGAAAACAAUCCCUAUUCUGAGAGUCGGCCACUCCAAGAGGAACGCAAGCCGAGAAGGAAAUCUUUCAGUCGGUUCCAGCCAAAACGGCAGUGCCUACGAAAAGCUUGCCCGCAUGGAUGAAGGGCUAAGAGUUGAAGCCGAUAGUCUAGAUGACGACGGCGAUGGCAUGGAUUCCGAUGAGUCAAGGAGCCUCCCGCCUUCGGAGGUGCCUUCUUGUAUCUGCGUCAAAAACACGAAGAACGAUCUUGUCGAGAAGCGUCGGUCCUGA
Messenger RNA from Trichoderma harzianum CBS 226.95, 693 nucleotides. RefSeq lists its product as hypothetical. Bases 19 to 693 code for a protein of 224 amino acids. The record is from RefSeq and is a predicted model, not a curated record. The transcript is spliced from 5 exons. NCBI's taxonomy places the organism in Eukaryota, Fungi, Ascomycota, Sordariomycetes, Hypocreales, Hypocreaceae.